AAAUUCAAAUAGAGUUUAAAUUUAAUAAAAACAAUUAAUAUUUUUUUCGACUGAUAUGAAAUUUAACCACAGUUGACUUAGUGUUUGGUAGGUUUGACUGAUUUUGUUUUGCAUCCUAUUUAAACCUCGUCCAUCUCGUGUAUCUCCUUCCCUCUCACAGAGAAGUCUCUGGCAACUCUGAGCGACCACCAAAACUCCCAACGACACCAAAUUUCAUAGAACUGAAGGAUCUUCUCCACCUCCAAUUCUCCUCCAUUUCUGCAUUUACGGUUCCUCAAAUUCCGUUCCGGUGAAUUUCAAAAACAAAUGGAACCGUCAUCUUCUUCCUCCGGUUCGGUGAAAGUUUCGCUGGUCGAUCUGAUGUCAGCAAUAAUAAAGGCCAAAAUGGACCCUUCCAAAACAGCUGCUGAGAUGGCCACCAUCCUUCUCGAGAACAAGGAGUUCGUUAUGAUUUUAACUACCUCAAUCACGCUGCUCAUCGGCUGCGUCGUCGUUUUAGUCUGGCGUAGAUACGCUUCUCAAAAACCUAAACAAAUCAACCCUCCUAAGCCUUUGCUCGUUAAAGUGCCCGAACCCGAAGUCGAUGAUGACAAGAAAAAAAUCAGCAUUUUCGUCGGUACUCAAACCGGCACCGCUGAAGGCUUCGCCAAGGCUUUAGCUGAGGAGGCAAAAGCGCGCUAUGAUAAGGCGACGUUUAAAGUUGUAGAUUUGGAUGAUUAUGCGGCGGAUGAUGAUGAAUACGAGGAGAAGAUGAAGAAAGAGAGUUUGGCCCUUUUCUUCUUAGCCACAUAUGGAGAUGGUGAGCCGACUGAAAACGCAGCUAGGUUCUAUAAUUGGUUAAUUGAGGGAAAAGAGAGGGGAGAAUGGCUUCAGAACUUGAAGUACGGAGUUUUUGGCCUCGGUAAUAGACAGUAUGAACAUUUUAACAAGGUUGCAAAGGUGGUUGAUGACAUCCUUACUGAGCAGGGAGCAAAGCGCCUAAUUCCUUUGGGUCUUGGAGAUGAUGAUCAUUGCAUUGAAGAUGACUUUUCUGCAUGGUGUGAACUAGUCUGGCCUGAGUUAGAUCAGCUUCUGCUUGAUGAAGAUGAUGCAACAACUGUUUCUACCCCAUACACUGCUGCUGUGUUGGAAUACCGUGUUGUAUUUUAUGAUCCUGCAGAUGCACCUCUUGAGGAUAAGAACUGGAGCAAUGCAAAUGGUCAUACUAUUUAUGAUGCUCAACAUCCAUGCAGGUCUAAUGUUGCUGUGAGGAAGGAGCUUCAUACUCCUGCAUCUGAUCGUUCUUGCACCCAUCUUGAAUUUGACAUUGCUGGCACAGGACUUUCAUAUGAAACAGGGGAUCAUGUUGGUGUUUACUGUGAGAAUCUAGAUGAAGUUGUAGAGGAAGCAUUGAGAUUAUUGGGGUUAUCACCAGACACCUAUUUCUCUGUUCAUACUGAUAAAGAGGAUGGUACUCCACUUGGUGGAGGCUCUUUGCCUCCUCCUUUCCCACCUUGCACUUUAAGGACAGCACUGGCACGAUAUGCUGAUCUUUUGAGCUCGCCGAAAAAGUCUGCCUUACUUGCUUUGGCUGCUCAUGCCUCUGAUCCAAUUGAAGCUGAUCGACUAAAACACCUUGCAUCGCCUGCUGGAAAGGAUGAAUAUGCACAAUGGAUGGUUGCAAGUCAGAGAAGCCUCCUUGAGGCCAUGGCUGAAUUUCCUUCAGCCAAGCCUCCACUUGGCAUCUUUUUUGCAGCUGUUGCUCCAAGGUUGCAGCCUAGAUACUAUUCUAUCUCAUCCUCGCCAAGGAUGGCCUCAUCUAGAAUUCAUGUAACUUGUGCAUUGGUUUAUGAGAAAACACCAACGGGUCGUAUUCACAAAGGAGUUUGUUCAACUUGGAUGAAGAAUUCUGUGCCCUCGGAGAAGAACCAUGACUGCAGCUGGGCACCUAUUUUUGUCAGGCAAUCAAACUUUAAACUUCCAGCAGAUACUAAAGUGCCCAUUAUUAUGAUUGGCCCUGGUACUGGAUUGGCUCCUUUCAGGGGAUUCCUUCAGGAAAGACUUGCCCUAAAAGAAGCUGGAGCUGAACUAGGUCCAUCUGUAUUGUUCUUUGGCUGCAGGAACCGGAAAAUGGACUAUAUUUAUGAAGAUGAGCUCAACAACUUUGUCAACAGUGGUGCACUUUCUGAGCUUGUGGUUGCUUUUUCUCGCGAGGGACCUACUAAGGAAUACGUGCAGCAUAAAAUGAUGGAGAAGGCCUCAGACAUCUGGAACAUGAUUUCUCAGGGAGGUUACAUAUACGUGUGUGGUGAUGCCAAGGGCAUGGCUAGGGACGUCCAUCGAACUCUACACACUAUUUUGCAAGAGCAGGGAUCUCUAGACAGCUCAAAGGGAGAGAGCAUGGUGAAAAAUCUGCAAAUGAGUGGCAGGUAUCUACGUGAUGUAUGGUGAUGAUUACCAUGAAAAUACAAAAAGAAAUUGCAUAAACUAUAUUUAUACAUAUACCGAGGUCAUAUCAUUUGGAUGAAAAAGGCUCGAGAGAAGGCUACCUGUAAAACCAUCUCUGCCCCUAAAUUGGUGGAGAUUAAAUUUGUUCAUUUUUACCGCUACAAUAUGAUGGGUUUUUUUUUAAGGUUCAUGUAAUUUAUGUAUAUAAAUAAUUAUUAAAUUAGAGGAUUAGCUACAGGAAUGGAAUAAUUAACCGGCCGGCGAAAGAAAGGAGGUUCAAAUGACAAGCAAAUGUUGUUGUUGUUGUUAUUUCUCCUACUACAUGUAACUGAAUGGACAUGUAAUUGAAGUUUAGAAUCUCAAGUGAUUGCUGCUAGUGGUGGACGUGGGCGCUGGAAAAAGUCAAAUUGCGCCUCCAUUGCGCCUGCAUUUUACUCUGCAUUUGCUGUUACGAAAAAGUUUGUGAUGUAUGCUUGUGCUUGCUUAAUAAUUCAACAAUGACUUUUCAAUGAAAGGCAAAUGAUUUAAAUAUUGUUUCUUCUCGUAUUCCAACAAAUUCGUUACUCAAAAAAUUCUUCGGACUUGAAGUUUAUAAAGCGGAAA
Molecule: messenger RNA, 3030 nt
Organism: Durio zibethinus
Lineage: Eukaryota; Viridiplantae; Streptophyta; Magnoliopsida; Malvales; Malvaceae
Product: NADPH--cytochrome P450 reductase 2-like
Cellular component (GO): cytosol
Molecular function (GO): flavin adenine dinucleotide binding; FMN binding; NADPH-hemoprotein reductase activity
Source: RefSeq, a predicted model, not a curated record